AUGGGGAUGAAACUCAGACUUGGUGAUUCCAAAGAGCAUGAUGAAGAAAAGCACCCACUUCUGUUAAACAUGGCGGUGCCAGAAGCUGAGAGGAGCCUGAUUCAGAAAGCCAUGAACCAGACAUUUCAGAGCUCAGCUCAUUUGGCGAAUCUUCUGCCUACAGGCUCGGUACUUGCUUUCCAGCUUCUGUCACCAAUCUUCACAAAUCUAGGAAUAUGUGACUCAGUGAGCCGGUUCAUGACUGCAGGACUUGUAGCUCUCUGUGGAGCCUCGUGCUUCUUGCUAUGCUUCACCGAUAGCUUCAGAGACUACAAGGGAAACAUAUGUUAUGGCUUUGCCACUUUCAAUGGCUUGUGGGUUAUCGAUGGAUCAACCACACUUCCACUUGAACUUGCUGCAAAAUAUCGCCUGAGGUUUAUAGAUUUCAUGCAUGCAGUAAUGUCAGUACUAGUAUUUGCUGCAAUUGCGAUGUUUGAUCAGAAUGUGGUCAACUGCUUCUUUCCGGAACCAUCAAACCAGACACAGGAGGUCCUCACAUCAUUGCCUGUGGGCAUAGGCGUUAUUUGCAGCAUGUUGUUUGUUGUAUUUCCAACACACAGACAUGGAAUUGGCUUCCCCCUUUCCACAAACUAAUAAGUUUUGAGUUCUUUUUUGUAUCUUUGUAUCACUUGCCCUUGGAGCACAUUCAGGAAUUUGACAGGUUAUUGAAAUCAGAACCACAGCUAUUUUAUGGAUUUUUUUGUUUGGAACAAAUUAUACAAUGAGUCAAAAGAUUUGUACA
Molecule: messenger RNA, 781 nt
Organism: Prosopis cineraria
Lineage: Eukaryota; Viridiplantae; Streptophyta; Magnoliopsida; Fabales; Fabaceae
Product: protein DMP6-like
Exons: 1
Coding region: 1-633 (210 amino acids)
Biological process (GO): endomembrane system organization
Source: RefSeq, a predicted model, not a curated record